Messenger RNA from Peniophora sp. CBMAI 1063, 3810 nucleotides. NCBI's taxonomy places the organism in Eukaryota, Fungi, Basidiomycota, Agaricomycetes, Russulales, Peniophoraceae. The record is from the annotation of a GenBank genome assembly.
AUGGCCGAUCUCAACGAGGCCCUCUCCAAAAUCCGACCGCACACGUCCUCGAGCCUCGCCCAUCAAAAAGCGCCGGCGACUUUGCUGCACGCGCUCGAAUCCACACUCGACGAGCAGGGCGCUGAACGGACACCGACAGCGUACUACGCUGCACUUCUUACUACGCUUGAUGGGACUGUGCAAAAGGAGAAGCAGGCUGGGUUGAAGCUGGGCGAAGGCGAUUUACUGCCUGCAGAGCUGUAUCUGCUUGCGCUCGUCGCACCUUUCGCGCCCGCGCCGGUCAUUCGGUCGAACCUGAAUACUUUAUUGGCCUUGACUGCGCCAUUAUUCCCUGCAUUGCACCCUCACCCACCUGCUCUUCGCUCUCAGCUGGGCAUCUACGGCUCUACUUUUGUCUCUCUCGACCGCAACCAGCUGGACGUCCCCACCGUGCGCCAAUCAUUCGCGUCGAUCUUACAACUCUGCCUGGACCCGCGACCGAAAGUGCGCAAACGCGCUGGGGAGGUCAUCAACGAUGUAUUGUCGUCACCACCUGCGCCGCUUGCAAGUCACCCGUAUGCUGUGAGGGUCGCGGAGUGGAGCAAGAGUACGCUCGCGGACGCCAAUGCGAAUGUGAUCGCGAAGGGCAAGGGGAAGCAGGAUAUGGAGAGCGCCGAGGUCGCUAUUCAUCUGCUGCAGUUGUUGAAGGUCAUUGCCAGGAGGCUACCCUCAUCCUCCCUGCCGGCACUCGUCCCGCACCUGCUUUCCCUCCCACGCCUCGGCAACCCGUUCCUGUCCCAAUCGGCCUACUCUCUCCUGACCUCCCUCCUCACCGCACCCACCACCGACGAAGAAGACGAGCCCACUUCACAAAACGUGUCCACUGAGAUCCCGGCCAUCCUCAAAGCCGUUCUCUCGUCCCCACCCUCGCGCACGGACAACACCACUGCGCCCGCAUGGCUCGGUCUGCUCGGCACAGCACUGACGGCCGCGGAUGAGAAGCUCAGGACGAGCGAAUUUGGGAAGGUCUGGAAGGCCGCUUGGGCGUUCUUGGACGCGAACGACGCGUCGGUGCGCAAAGCGGCGGCGGCUUCGCUCUCGGUGUUGAGCGGGUGCAUCACGUCCGAGCUCGUCAAGCCCGCGUUGGCCGAAGACGACGAGCCAAAGAGCGCGCUCGGCAAGAUCGUGCGGACGAUCCACAAAUCACUCGAUACCCUCUCCUUCGCGCGCGCAAUGCCGGAGCUCCUCGCCGUCCUUUCCGCCCUGAUCACCUCCCUCCGCCCUCACUCUCCCGCAGCCGAGAAGCUGCUCCUCCCCAUCGUCGUGCGCGUAGGCGGUCUACGCGUCCUUACCGGAUUCGAAUACAAGGAAUCCGCCGACUUAGUCCUCGGCGCAGCAAUGGGUACAAUGGGCCCGCACGUCCUGCUACAACCCACCACUCUCCCGCUCAACAUCGAGCCCUCCGACCGUACCGCCGGCCGUUCCCCGCGCGCAUUCCUCCUCCCGCUCCUCACAUCGCCGCACCCGUCGCCUCUAUCGCACUUCCUCUCGUACUUCGUACCCUUGUCCGAACGGAUGUUCAAUUACCAGCAAGAAGCCGAGGAUGCGGGUCGGUCAGCGGAGGCGAAGAUGUGGGGCGUACUGGUGUCGCAGAUUUGGGCUGGUCUGCCGGCGUAUUGCUAUGCGCCGAAUGAUCUGCAAGGGUCAAUGACGCCCGAGUUCGGACAGAUGUUGAGCGGGGUGAUGUACGGCCAGCCCGAGCUCCGCGCGCCGGUUCUCCGCGCUUUGCGUACGCUCGUCGAGUCGAACGUCGCAUUGUCCAAGGGCGACGAGGAGUACAUCGCCAAGUACCCUGUCAUGAGAGGGAAGGACUCUGCGCUGGGAGAGAAGAACGUGCAGUUCUUGAGGGGCCAGGCCGAUAGUUGGCUCGCGGUGCUGUUUAAUGUGUUUGGGAGCGUUAGUAGGGAGAGUAGAGGGAUGGUUGGGGAGGUUAUUAGUGCGUGGGCUGGAAUCGCUUCUGAGAAGUCCAUCGCACAAGCCCACGCCAAAGUUCUCGCCCUCUUCAAAACUUCCCUCGCAACGCCCACCCGCUCCAUGCCCACAGCAGACAACCAAACAGCAAUGACACAAGACAUCCUCCUCUUACUCCUGCCUUACCUCUCUACACCGGACGCAUCGUCACUUUUCGAACUCAUCCUCCAACCGGCUGUGCUCGCGCAUAGCGAUAACGGCGUGCAGAAGCGCGGGUACAAGAUCCUCGCCAAGUUGGUCGAGAGUAAAGGGAGCGAGGUCGUUGGUGGAGCGGGCGUGGAGGGGGUGUUGAGUAGGUUGGAUGGGGUUGUUGAAGGAUUGAAUCCCGCUGCAAAGAAGGACCGCAUGCACCUCUACGCCAACCUCCUCCCCCUAAUCCCGUCCACCUCACUCCACAUCAUCCCCCAACUCAUCCCCGAAGCCGUCCUCGGCACUAAAGAGCCCUCCGAGAAAGCGCGCACGGCGGCGUUCGAGCUCGUAGUGGCUAUGGGGAAGAAGAUGGCCGAGGGCGGUGUUGUGAAGCGCGAUCUCGUUAACGCUGGCGGAGAUGAUCGAGAUGAGGAGAUGGCGGAGGGGGGAGAGGAAGAGGCGAAGGCGAGCGUUGAGGAGUAUAUCACGAUGCUGGCUGGUGGGUUGGCCGGCGGAUCGCCGCAUAUGAUCAGUGCGACGAUUACGGCGCUUGCGAGGGUGGUAUUCGAGUUCCACGACUCGAUAUCCGCGAACAUGCAAACAGAACUCCUAACAACCCUCCUCGUCUUCCUGCCCUCCACAAACCGCGAAAUCGUCAAAUCCGCCCUCGGCUUCCUCAAACUCAUCCUCUCGCACUCCUUCCCCAAACCCAUCAUCACACCGCACCUCCCGCAACUAGUCCCCGCGCUCCUCUCGCGCGCGCACGACCACAAGAACCACUUCAAGGUCAAAGUACGGCACAUACUUGAGAGGUUGAUCAGGCGGUUUGGGUACGAUGAGGUUAGAGGGGCUGCUGGAGAAGGGGAGGGAGUGAAGGUUCUAGGAAAUAUUAAGAAGAGGAAGGAUAGGGCCAAGAGGAAGAGGGCUGCUGCUGAGGAGGCGGGCGAGGACAGUGAUGGGGAGGGCGCGAAGGAGGUUAGAGGAGCGAAGGCGGGCGACGCGUUUGAGGACGUGCUUUAUGGAAGCGAGAGCGAGAUUGAGGACAGUGAUGAUGACGAAGGUGGUGCGGCGGCCAAGGGGAGGAGGGGACAGCCGCAGGUGAAGGGAGCGAAGGGAGCGAAGGAGUUCGGUGCGAGGUUGAGAGGCGAUGAUGAGCAGCCCAUGGAUCUGCUUUCGGGCGCUGCUACACGUGUUACCAAUGCCCAACAAAAACGCCGCAAACCCGGCCAAGACGCCUCGCACUUCACAACCGACACCGACGGCCGCAUGGUCAUCGACUCCUCCGCCUCUUCCGACGAAGCCGGCGCCGCAGCCGACGACGUAGCAGGCACAGCCUACCGCGAACAAAUGACCUCCGCCGACGGCUUCACGCGCGACGCCCGCGGCCGUGUCAAGUUCAACAAAGACACCAAAAAGCGUCGCCGCGAGAACGCGGACGAGGAUAACAGCAUGGACGUUGAUAUUGACGCUGCGAUGGGUAUCAAGGAGCGGCCGGCGAAGAGGAGAAGUGACGGUGCGAGUGGGCUGGGCAGGGAGUUCAAGGCGAAGAAGGCCGGGGGUGAUGUUAAGAAGGGUGGGGUUGAUCCUUACGCGUAUGUCCCGCUGGGACAGGCGGCGAAGAAGGGGGGCGUUGGGAAGAAGGCCAGGAGCGGGAUCGCGAAGCGUGCGUGA